AUGCCAACAUCAUUUGUUUAUGAAGAGUUAGUUUCUCAAGUUCAAAAAAUUCAAAAUCAAAUGCUUCAAAUAGAAAAUAUUCUUGAUAAUCAAUUGCAAACUGAAAAGAAAAUACAAAAUGAAUUGAAAUCACGUUCAUUAACACUUCUAGAUCCAUAUGGACAUCGAACACUUAAAAAAUGUAUGGAUCAUGAAUCAAUCAAUAAAGUAUUUAGAAAAUAUAAGAAGGAUUAUGUACCGAAGUAUUUACAAGAAUGGAUUAAGAUUGGUACUAUGAACGAGAGUAUUAUUUCAUCAUUAAAUGAAUGUGAAUUAAAAUCAGCUGUAUCCAAAUAUGAAAAUGGUCAUCAAUUUAUUACAUACGGUGAAACAAUUGUAUGGGUCGGAAGUUAUGAAGAUUCAUGGUCUCGAAAAAUUGUAUUAAAAGUUCUAUUGACGGAUAACAUGGAGAAAAUCAAAAUGCAAAUAAAGAAGCAACGGCAAUUUACUAAUAUAGAAUUAAAGUCAUGUACGAUAGAUCAAAAUGUAAAACCAAGCAGAGAGCAUUGGACAAACGGUACACCACUAAAAUCGGAAGAUACUAUCAUGUCUUCUCAGUUAUAUCAAAGUAAUUGUAUCAUUAUGGGAAAAACCACCAACCAGAAGAGUAGUGUUACCAGUUCCAGUAUUAUGCAUUUUCAAAUGUUUGUAAAAACUCUGGUUGGAAAAACUAUCACUUGCAAUGUGGACUCAGAUAUGGAUAUAGCUACUGUGAAAGAAUUAAUACAAGCUAGUGAAGGGAUUCCUCCUGAUCAACAACGUCUUAUAUUUCGUGGAAUGCAGUUAGAAGAUGGCAGAACUCUUUCAGACUACAGUAUACCAAAAGAAAGUUCGUUACAUCUCGUACUACGUUUACGAGCUGGAAUGUAUCAUUUUACAAGUGGUCGACAGGAUUUUCGUAAUUUCUCUGAUGAUAUUGCCGAAGCUGUUAAAAAUAUUCUCGCAUUCAAGUUUAAAGAUAUGGAUCGUACUCAACAUGUAUCACCAUCUGAAUUACAAAAUUCUAUUUUACACGCACAAGCUAUUCUCUCAACUUUAUAUCGUGAAGUUCCAGACUUUUCUAUAUCUCAUAAUAUUCCAAACUUAAAGACCAUCAUAUUACCGACAUUCACUGACAAUGAAGACAGCAGUGACAGUGAAGAUGAUGACGAUGAUAUGUCUAACGAUCAAUGA
Rotaria sp. Silwood1 is the source of this 1212-nucleotide messenger RNA. Lineage: Eukaryota; Metazoa; Rotifera; Eurotatoria; Philodinida; Philodinidae. The record is from the annotation of a GenBank genome assembly.